CGAAAUCUCAAUCGUCUCCCCAUCCUCCAGACCCCCCAUUUCGACCACACCAACGGAUGCUCAAUCGACACAGACGCUCGCACCUCUGAACCAAGCUGGCGCGAAGGGAGCACGAGAAUGGGUGCGGCCGAGCUGAACGAGCGUGUGCUGCUGUGUGACGUACAGGCGAGGGCGUCGGUACCUCGAUUUGGCGGGCAUCACCACCAAUUCUCAGGUACCCUGACCUCAGAUGCGGGCGGCCCUCGCAUCCAAGUUGGCAAAGAGGGACAGGAAAAAAGCCACCUGGGGCCACCCCUGGUCAGUGCCUGGGGCCCAAGAAACGGCGCUGGCCAAUGCCCAGAGGCUGCGCCACCCACGCCCACCGAAAAAAGGGGGAGGAGCUCGUCUGGAAUUCUCCAUGUGGUCUAGUCUCGCGGUGUGGCUUGUCCGUUGCUAUCUUGGGCACCGUCCAAACACAUCGAGCCUUGGCGAGGAGCCAGCAGGGAUCGUUCCCACGAGAAACAAGGCUUUUCUAGCUGCCCGCCACGAGAUUGGAGUAGGGUCUAUAGAGAACGUGCUGCGAACUGGUACGGACGGAGGACCAAGCAUAUCGUCGGAGCUUGGCCAGAUAGGGGAUGGGGAGAACGACCUCCCAUGAAUCAACAGCUACCACGUGCACACGGUUAUCGUCGCCAUUGACUGAGCCAAUCGAUGCGUGACGAGCGACUGGAGAGGGACGGAGAGGAUGACUGAUAGAGGCCACGGAUUCAACAACCCGGCCGAGUGAGCAACACUUUCGCCCCGACGGAUCCCCGUUGUUGUAGGCAGGAUCCGUGGCGGGCACGACGAUCUCAUACACGACGCUCACCGUUUGCCGUGGGAAGCCCGAGCGCGCUGGCCUCUGGAGAGCUUGAUAGGCUACAUUUGCUCCUUGAUUAAAUCGAAGGAGUGGAAAACAUCAGCACCGCUGCGGGAAGGAAGCAGGACCGUCGCGUGAUCACAAGAUCCGCUCCCACUCUCGUCCGCCCAAGCACGACAUCACUUCGCGGAUCGACGGCACCGUAGGGCGAGAUCGGUGGCACAGGGCCGCAGGAAUAAGAAUAUUGCCUCUCG
Cladophialophora immunda is the source of this 1092-nucleotide messenger RNA. RefSeq lists its product as uncharacterized. The record is from RefSeq and is a predicted model, not a curated record. The coding region runs from base 230 to 637 and encodes 135 amino acids. NCBI's taxonomy places the organism in Eukaryota, Fungi, Ascomycota, Eurotiomycetes, Chaetothyriales, Herpotrichiellaceae. The transcript has a single exon.